This is a messenger RNA of Macrosiphum euphorbiae (potato aphid), 336 nucleotides long. The record is from the annotation of a GenBank genome assembly. Lineage: Eukaryota; Metazoa; Arthropoda; Insecta; Hemiptera; Aphididae.
AUGGACGAAGAAGUUACUAGUGAAUUUAGUACCUCCAAAGUUGUUACUGAAAACAAAGAAAAAAUUGAAAUACUAUUGAAAGCAACUGGUAAUGCGCCAAUUCUCAAGACGAAAAAAUGGAUGGUUGAAAAAGAAAAGACAGUGGCUUCUAUUCAUGAAUUCUUACGGAAACUAUUAAAACUAGAUCCAUCAGAUAGUUUGUUCUUAUAUGUGAAUCAAGCAUUUGCACCACCACCUGAUCAGACAAUGAAAAAUUUAUAUGACUGUUACAACACAGAUGGUCGUCUUGUAUUACAUUAUUGUAAAACCCAAGCUUGGGGGGCCGGCGUUAGCUAA